Messenger RNA from Oncorhynchus nerka (sockeye salmon), 1965 nucleotides. Its product is annotated as histone-lysine N-methyltransferase KMT5B-like. Gene Ontology annotation, molecular function: protein binding; histone H4K20 methyltransferase activity. The coding region runs from base 498 to 1463 and encodes 321 amino acids. Gene Ontology annotation, cellular component: nucleus. The record is from RefSeq and is a predicted model, not a curated record. The transcript is spliced from 7 exons. NCBI's taxonomy places the organism in Eukaryota, Metazoa, Chordata, Actinopteri, Salmoniformes, Salmonidae.
AGGUGUAUUUACAGCUGAGAUUAGACAAAUAAUGUCGUUUAAAUGGCAGAUUUCUGUAUUACCCCUCUGUGCCCAGAUGUAUAGAUAUAUCGUUUGCUGACGUGUGUGGAUUUAACUAAAAGUACCAUAGAACCAUAGCCACCGCACGUCAAUUUAUGCCACAGAUAGGUCGACCGGGAAACCGGUUUCUGAACAACUGGUUAAAUUGUACUUGGGAAAAAAAGAGUAGUGGUGAGAGUCAAUGUAGUAUUGCCGUAUAGAAUAGUCCUUUGUGCUCACAUGCCAUCUUUAUGCAGAUAGACUUAUUGCACGAUAUUUGCUGCUCUUCACUUGCUUUCUAUCGGAGUGUGACUGCAGAAGAGCGUAGAUCCUAUCAGCUGUCGUUGGAUUCUUAGGAAGCGCUUUAGAGGUGACAGCCCCUAGCUUCCAGUCUUCCCCACUCUGAGUGCUCCCUCAACUCAGAGACUCAAUGCAACUGGACCAGGGGGCUUGUGGGUAUGAAGUGGCUGGGCCAAUCCAAGAGCAUGGUGUUGAAUGGCAGCAGAUACUCCACCAGUGAGCAGCAGCCCGUGAGCCAGACCCGCUCCCAGCAGCAGCUACACCCACAGAGGAGCUCUCUCCGACCAGGGACUGGCAGCAGGAGAUGUAGCCGCCGGUUCAGUGCGGCCAGCCUGGAGGCGGAGCGACGCUGUAUCCCGUCCUCUGGGAUGACCGCCAAGGAGCUGUGUGAGCACGAUGACCUCACCACCAGCCUCAUCCUUGACCCUUAUCUGGGCUUCCAGACACACAAGAUGAACACCAGGUUUCGACCAAUCAAGGGAAGACAGGAAGAGCUGAAGGACAUUAUCGAGCGGUUCAAGAAGCACGACAACCUGGAGAAGGCUUUCAGAGCACUCACCUCUGGAGACUGGUCCAGACACCACUUCCUACACAAGUCUAAAGCCCAGGAGAAGCUCUUCAAACAGCACGUGUUUGUGUAUCUGCGGAUGUUUGCGGCUGACAGUGGGUUUGAGAUUCUCCCGUGUAACCGCUACUCCUCGGAGCAGAACGGAGCCAAGAUCGUGGCCACAAAGGAAUGGAAAAGGAACGAUAAGAUUGAGUACUUGGUGGGCUGCAUCGCCGAGCUGUCUGAGAGCGAGGAGAACAUGCUGCUGCGUCACGGGGAGAAUGACUUCAGUGUCAUGUACUCGACACGCAAGAACUGUGCUCAGCUGUGGCUGGGGCCUGCAGCCUUCAUCAACCACGAUUGCCGGCCAAAUUGCAAGGUGAGUGUGACGAAGCCCAGGGCUCAAUACAAUAGGCUGCUACCCUUGGUGAGAGUGAUGAAGCCCAGGGCUCAAUACAAUAGGCUGCUACCCUUGGUGAGUGUGACGAAGCCCAGGGCUCAAUACAAUAGGCUGCUACCCUUGGUGAGAGUGACGAAGCCCCCAGGGCUCAAUACAAUAGGCUGCUACCCUUGGUGAGAGUGACGAAGCCCAGGGCUCAAUACAAUAGGCUGCUACCCUUGGUGAGAGUGACGAAGCCCAGGGCUCAAUACAAUAGGCUGCUACCCUUGGUGAGUGUGACGAAGCCCAGGGCUCAAUACAAUGCUACCCUUGGUGAGAGUGACGAAGCCCAGGGCUCAAUACAAUAGGCUGCUACCCUUGGUGAGAGUGACAAAGCCCAGGGCUCAAUGCAAUAGGCUGCUACCCUUGGUGAGAGUGAUGAAGCCCAGGGCUCAAUACAAUAGGCUGCUACCCUUGGUGAGAGUGACGAAGCCCAGGGCUCAAUACAAUAGGCUGCUACCCUUGGUGAGAGUGACGAAGCCCAGGGCUCAAUACAAUAGGCUGCUACCCUUGGUGAGAGUGAUGAAGCCCAGGGCUCAAUACAAUAGGCUGCUACCCUUGGUGAGAGUGAUGAAGCCCAGGGCUCAAUACAAUAGGCUGCUACCCUUGGUGAGAGUGACGAAGCCCAGGGCUCAAUACU